Molecule: messenger RNA, 771 nt
Organism: Penaeus monodon (black tiger shrimp)
Lineage: Eukaryota; Metazoa; Arthropoda; Malacostraca; Decapoda; Penaeidae
Exons: 3
Coding region: 1-771 (256 amino acids)
Biological process (GO): DNA integration
Molecular function (GO): nucleic acid binding
Source: RefSeq, a predicted model, not a curated record
AUGGUCUACCAGUGCCACCUCACCAAGUUUGUCAUACUUCGAACUCCUGCCAUACUGCAAAGUGACAAUGGUUCUGAAUUCACAGCUAAAGUCACCUCAGAAUUGAAAGAACUUUGGCCACAACUCAUCAUGGUCCAUAGUAAACCAAGACAUCAACAAAGCCAGGGUUCAGUAGAAAGAGCCAAUGGUGACAUCAAGGACAUGUUGCAUGCAUGGAUGACAGACAACAAGACACAGAAUUGGUGUGUUGGCCUUCGUUUAGUUCAACACCAAAGGAACUCUGCUCAUCAUUCCGGUAUCAAGCAUACUCCAUUCAAAGCACUGUUUGACACUGAUCCUAGGGAUGACUUGCUCGCCCUCUUUGCUGCCCUUGAGAAGAUGAAGUUUUUGCUCAAGAUCCCAGUCUCCACAAGUAUCUGCAACACCUGCUCUAGUCUCUCAGCCUACACCUGCUCAAGACCCCCGGUCCAAACCAGCAUCUGCAGCACCAGCCUCCACCUCUCAGCCAACAGGGAGGCACAACUCUCCCAGGUUGAACGCAUGGUGAAACGCAACCUGAUAGACAUCAAGGCAGGGGAAGAAGGGGACAAUAUUGCUGUCCUCAUCCCCAUGUUUGAUAUUUGUCCUCAGAGAUUUCUUAUUCUGUCUGAUGUCAACCAAGAAGACCUGGUUUCCCUACGACAGGCUCUGAAGAAAUCAACUACUGGUGGACAAGGAUUUGUCAAAUAUGAUUGUGCUGCAAAUACGAAGUGUUGUAAUAGCAGAUGUUAA